Molecule: messenger RNA, 1185 nt
Organism: Alternaria arborescens
Lineage: Eukaryota; Fungi; Ascomycota; Dothideomycetes; Pleosporales; Pleosporaceae
Exons: 2
Coding region: 1-1185 (394 amino acids)
Source: RefSeq, a predicted model, not a curated record
AUGGUCGAAAGCCGACAAUGCGAGGUUCUGGCCAUUGUGUGUACUUUCACAGUCGUCGCUUCUUUUACAGUCUUCCUUAGAGUAUGGUCGCGCUAUCUCGGACGCAACUUUUGCUGGGACGACUGGUUGAUUCUGGCUGCUUUUGUGCUCCUCAUAGCGGAUACCGUGGGAACAUGGAUGUACAUCAUAUUGAGUGGCACUGGCUACCAUAUCUAUGACCUGCCCAAGAAGUCGAUUGAAGAGCAGCUUGUGGCGUUGAGAUGGAACUUCACUGUACAAAUGCUGUACCAUCCACUCAUGGGAUUGAUUCGGGCAUCUAUCAUCAUGUUUCUUUUCCGCAUGAAGGACGGUCGUCGUCGCAUAAGAUACCCAUUGCACGUUACUUUCUGGCUCAACAUCCUCUACUCCAUCGGAUCAACGAUAGUCAACGUCGUACAGUGCACUCCCAGAGCCUAUGCUUGGUCCAGGCCCGCCAUGGAUAGCAUUGAUGCUAACGGGAAUGUCAUACCAGGCGGUACAUGUAUCGACUCGCGGACAUUCGUAUUGGUAUCUUGUGCUCUAUCGAUUUUCAUGGAUCUCAUCAUCAUUCCCAUACCUUCCGUCAUGGUGUGGGGUCUUCAGAUGCAUCGACGCACAAAGAUUCUGGUAGUGAUUGUGAUGAGCCUGGGAUGGAUUGCGACGGGAGUGUCGGUAGGUAGGUUUAUCGUAUAUUACUACCGAUUUGCCCCUACCAACAAAGACCGUACCUGGGAUAUCGGUAUUGGAAUCAGCAUCGCCGAACCUGCCGUACACAUUAUGACAGCAUGCGCACCGGCGACUAAGUGCCUCUUCCGAUACCUAUUCCCACAGUAUGGCACGAAUCAGAACACGUCGUACUACCAGAACCGCACCGCGGAUACAAACCGACACAAUGCCAAGGUAUUCGGGAAUUUCCACUUCGGGUUGUCCAACAACAUAGACGAUGAGAUCACCAUGGAGGGGAUGGGAGGCGCACCGAGGACUGCUCCGCUUCCGCCAGUGAAGGACGACUCUGAAUAUGGGCUGAAAGCUAUGGGAAGCUUUGAGUCAAAAGAGUAUGUUGCAAGAGGAAUAGGCAGGAAGAAGAGUUGUUCGAAGACGGCAUGCACGGAAGCAAGCGAGCCAGUGGAGAUCGAACCGAAGCAUUGCCUGGGGCAAGCUCGGUGA